ACACCACGCCGCGUCGCCGGUCGCCGCCCCCACGAAACCUGCGCGUCACCCUGCGAUCGUGAAGCCCAAAACCCUAGCGCUUUGCAGUAAAGCUUAGUUGAACAGCGAUGGCAGCGCCGGCGCGUGCUCUCCUCUCGUCCCGGCUCGCCGGCGUUUGCGCGGCGAAGGUGUCGAGCUGCGGCCGCCGGACGUACAGCGCCGCGGCGGCGGUGGCGCCGAAGGAGCCCGUCGGAGCGGCCUGCAAGGCGAGGCUGCCGGGAGCGGGGUCCAAGCCCAGGGAAGAGGAGGGCUUCUGGAUGAGGGACCCCAAGACGGGGUGCUGGAUGCCGGAGAACCGCCUCCACGACGUCGACGCCGCCGACCUCCGGGCGCGGCUGCUCUUCUCCAAGAAAGAUUAGUUCGUCGGCGAGACUUUUUCCGGGGAUCCGAGAAUUCAGUAGAUGAGUUUUCUUCGCAUGCAUGCGCGCACGCUGGCGUAGUUGUGGCCGAAAUUCAGUUUGUAAUGCAUUUGACGUGGAAAGAAAGUGUUGGCCGACAUGGUUAGAUUGAUUUCAGUUUCACUACCCGUUAAUUGGAGAUCGAUAUUGAACGCCGUUCUGUGAUUCAUUACGCUCCGGUAGGUGUUCAAAAGUGUCGUACGUGCAUGGCGGUCGUAUGUGCGCG
Panicum hallii is the source of this 663-nucleotide messenger RNA. Its product is annotated as protein SENESCENCE-ASSOCIATED GENE 21, mitochondrial-like. Lineage: Eukaryota; Viridiplantae; Streptophyta; Magnoliopsida; Poales; Poaceae. The transcript has a single exon. The record is from RefSeq and is a predicted model, not a curated record. Bases 108 to 398 code for a protein of 96 amino acids.